CAGGGAGAUACUGGACAAACUUCACUCCCAGAACUCAAUCAUAUGUGGACACAUUAUGGAUUACUUGCAGCUACCAGAAAGCAUCAUAGAAAAAUCUACACCUGGUGGGCAAAUUUUGGCAGAGAGUAAACAGAGAAGCUCCUCUGACAAUAUCAACUCUCCACAGACAAGUGACAACACCUGCAUACCCAAGGACUUCAGCUGCAUAUACAACAAAGAUCUACUCCCUGCUCUCAGUGGUGAGGACACAACCAAAAGUUUCUUCCAAGAGCUGGUGAACAUUCUCCUCAGCUAUGUCUGCAAAUCGUUCAGACGGAGGUCCAAAGUCCUGGACUUCCACCACCCUCACCAACUCAGAGAGGGCCUGGAGGGCUUCAGUCUGGAGCUCCCAGACCAGCCCGAGAACCUGGAACAACUCCUGGUCGACUGCAGGGACACCUUGAAGUAUGGAGUCAAAACAGGUACCGUAAGAGCUGUUGACUGUUUUGCCAAACGUACUCCAUUAGGGGUGUAA
Oncorhynchus gorbuscha (pink salmon) is the source of this 514-nucleotide messenger RNA. Its product is annotated as glutamate decarboxylase 1-like. Bases 56 to 514 code for a protein of 152 amino acids. Gene Ontology annotation, molecular function: carboxy-lyase activity. Gene Ontology annotation, cellular component: cytoplasm. The transcript is spliced from 3 exons. The record is from RefSeq and is a predicted model, not a curated record. NCBI's taxonomy places the organism in Eukaryota, Metazoa, Chordata, Actinopteri, Salmoniformes, Salmonidae.